CAGUUUCGCUUUCACCAAAACCUCCAAAUUAAUCUCACACCCAUCUCUCUCUCUCCCUCUCUCUGUAACGUUUAUAUAUAAUGUAUAUAUAUAGUCAUACGCUCUCCAAUUUCUCUCUCUCUCUCUCUCUUAAUCAUCAUCAGAUAUCAGUGGUGAAUCGAAUUGAUGAAAAUAGCUUAUAAAAAUCAAAAUUGAAAAAAUGAGUCCAAUUUCAACUCUAACAAUCUCCAGAAGAUUCAUCCAAACCUCCGACGUCGAUUCCUUCAAUGGCAAUCCCGAAACUUCCGCCGCCGCCGCCGCCGCCAGAAAUCCGCCGCUCCAAGCCGCCCCAGUCUUCGACUCCUCCAUGGCCGUCACAAUCCUAGUCCUCCUCACCGCCCUCUUCUUCCUCGCCUUCUUCUCCAUCUACAUCCGCCGCUUCGCCUCCGACACCGCCGCCGCCGUACCGCCUCCUCAACACCGCAAGUGCUCCGGCGGAGGACUCGACACGUCGGCCGUUGAUUCGCUGCCGCUUGUUCCCUACGGUGGGGCCGCGAAGCACAGGAUGAUCGAGGAGUGCCCGAUCUGCUUGGGCGAGUUCAGUGAGACGGAGACGGUUAAAAUGAUUCCCUACUGCCGCCACGUGUUCCAUCCGAGCUGUAUCGACACGUGGCUCGCGUCGCACGUGACCUGCCCCCUGUGCCGCUCCGCUGAGCUGUUCAAGGCCACCGAUGAGAUUUGUUUGGACGUCGAGAUUGGUGUCAGGCGAGCCUGUAGUUGCUCUGAUCUCCCUAAUCCGACGCCGUUUCGUAGAACCGCUAGUUUUUAAUCCAAACUAUUGUACUAGUACCUUUUUAUUUCAAUUUCCAAUUUUUGGUUACUAAAUCAUGACAUUUUAAUUUGUCCCCUCCAAUUAUAUUGAAACUAAUGUAAUGACACCGAAUGUAAAUCAUCCAUAAUUUUUUUAUUUCAAUUUCAAGAUAA
Salvia splendens (bonfire salvia) is the source of this 963-nucleotide messenger RNA. RefSeq names its product RING-H2 finger protein ATL57. The record is from RefSeq and is a predicted model, not a curated record. The coding region runs from base 200 to 808 and encodes 202 amino acids. The transcript has a single exon. Lineage: Eukaryota; Viridiplantae; Streptophyta; Magnoliopsida; Lamiales; Lamiaceae.